AUGCCUGAAAAUGGUGAAAGGCAUCUUGCUCAGGAGCUUAGGGGUGUCGGGUUAUCAGCUUAUGACAUGCCGGAAUGGAAGAAGGAUGCUUUCGGGAAAACUCCGACUUUUGGACAGAGAUCAAAGCUCUCUAUGCAGGAGCAAAGGGAGAGCCUUCCUAUAUACAAGCUGAAAAAGGAGUUGAUACAGGCUGUGCAUGAUAACCAAGUUCUGGUGGUCAUUGGUGAGACUGGGUCUGGUAAGACGACACAGAUGACUCAGUAUCUUGCCGAAUCAGGUUACACCACAAAAGGAAAGAUUGGGUGUACUCAGCCUCGUAGGGUCGCCGCGAUGUCUGUUGCCAAGAGAGUAGCUGAGGAGUUUGGUUGUCGUUUGGGAGAGGAGGUAGGGUAUGCGAUUCGGUUUGAGGAUUGUACUGGACCAGAACGGUGA
Microthlaspi erraticum is the source of this 432-nucleotide messenger RNA. Lineage: Eukaryota; Viridiplantae; Streptophyta; Magnoliopsida; Brassicales; Brassicaceae. The record is from the annotation of a GenBank genome assembly.